This is a messenger RNA of Doryrhamphus excisus (bluestripe pipefish), 5371 nucleotides long. NCBI's taxonomy places the organism in Eukaryota, Metazoa, Chordata, Actinopteri, Syngnathiformes, Syngnathidae. The record is from RefSeq and is a predicted model, not a curated record.
AUGAUGUGGUUAUGCUUCAGGGCAGGGUUAUAAACCAUAACUUCACAUUGUGGUAUAUGAAUAUAUAUUAGGGAUGCUCAAAUUUCCGUUAAAAAUCGUGUCUUAAGUCGAUAUGUGUUUGGCUAGCACGACUGAAUCCCGCCGCUAACCUUCCGUGUCGUGUAGCGUCUUGCCCUAAUGAACAUCUUUGGCAGUGUCGUCCUCACACUUUCCCCCAAAAUCAAUCAAGUCUGCCGUGUGGAAGCCAACUACCAGCACACGCGAACACCAAAACUAUAUCCCGCGGGAGUAAAAGGUGUUAAUACGGCUUUUGAACAACAUUUGCCGGAUUAUAUGGUGAGUUUCGGCGGGCUAAAUGAUAGCUAACGCCACCGUGUGGCUAACAAACCGCUAAGCUAGUAACCCGGAAACAAUUCAGCGGUGGAAGUUUGCUAAAGUCUCUUAAGGCGUCUUUAUCUCCUGAAACUUUCACCACUCGUCAUAAUAAAAGACACAGGAACUGACACAACACCAAGAAGCUGAAAUGUGAUUGGACGAAAAAUGUUGCAUCCACUACAGGAGGGACUGCAGGCAGGAAAUACACUACAAAGUGAAGAUCUUUCAAGGCAAACAGACUAUAGUGUAAAUCCCAGGACAGAUGAAAAUAUGGAAAUUGGCACGGGUUGCCAGUUUGUUUCUCCUCCUGCUUGGGACUCCUAACAUAAUCCAUAUGAUGUCGGACUGUCCAGGCGUGUGGCGUCCUGUCCUUGAGGCUCCUCCCCCGGCACAUUUGCUACCACAGUCUGGCAGAAGAUCUUCUGAGGUCCAGUCCAGAUGCACCCCCAGCAGACCGGAAUUGUGUGUACUUAUGACGGCAGCUUGACGUGGCAGGGAAAGACAACCUGUUGCUCGCUGGUCUUCCCAGUCAUUCAUACUAGCGACAGAGGAGCAUAGCCUGCCUGCCUGUAUGGACGCCGCUAGUGAUGGACUCCCCUUCGUGACACCUUCAGCCUUUUUCUUGACAUCUCACCGGAGAAAGGAUUCCAAUUUGAAGCAUCCAAAGGACGAAGUUUAUACCGUAAAGGUGCGUUGGAGACUGCUUGGAUAUUUUUGUCUCUUCCAUCACGGCGACGCAGCGAGCCGAUUGCUCACAACAAAGGAAGUUGACGAGACAACCAAAAGAAUUUGCGGCUGCCAGAAUGUUCCAGAAUUACAAUGACUUGAUUUCUCGCCAUCCAUGUUUUUGGCGCUGAACGUACGCUGGGUUGCAGCCCCCGCCGCCGUCCAUCGAGCGUCCAUAUAUGCGAUAAAUUAGAGCUUCGACUUUCAAGCACUCUGGAGCUGAGGAAUUAAAACCAAGAGUAUGGUCCAGUGGUCCGCCUCAGUCCGCCUGCUGGGAGGCCUUUUGGGCCUGUUUCUUCUCGUGCCUGUUCUGAUGGCCCCGACCCCCCCGAGCAUGUGCACCCCUUUGAGGACCAUCAAUGACAGUCUCAGCCACAGGCGACGCUACAUGAAGCACAACUUCCCUGUCAACUACACCAUCAGGAUUCACCACGAGGAAGUUUUUAAACUAUCAACCAUCAGCAAAAUGAGGUUACAGACGGAGGAGUUAGAUGAACUGGUCCUCCAGAGGAUGUGGUUCCUUGUUAACCAAGGCGUGUUAAAAAAGAUUCGCCGAGUCCUGCCAGAGAGACAUCCUUCCCGUCCCUACACGGCCGAGUUGGAAUGGCGGUUGAGAGACGCCGAGGGCGUCUUUGUUCAUUUGCAUCCCGCUGAGGUGUUCCAGCAGGAGCUUCCAGAUGCAAUCCAGGACAUUUGGGACCGCUUAACAGAAGAGCCGGACAGAGUGCCAGAGACUAGCUGGAGGUUUGAGUCUCCAAAAUCUCUCCUGGACAAUUUCUGUCACACCAUGCACUGCCUCUUCAGCGACUGCUUUGAAGCCACAGAAACAACGGAAUCUCAUUGUCGGAGAAGCAGGAAGAAAGCCUCCAGGGCGAAAAGCUGAGAGAACGCCAAGCAAGGGUGAGGUCGUCGCUCUUCAUACUAAAUAAGUAUUAUUUCCCGUGACCUUGAAGGGGAGCGCGAAGGACAAAAAAGGUCUGGUUCUGAUUUGUAAACAUCAACAAGUCUUUUCUCCGAGUCCAUCUGGAUGAGAUGAUGAAGGUUCCUCUGAGAAGCGGACUAGAUCUAGAUCGAUGCUCGGGAAGAGAUUUGUUCCAAGUCGUGUAGCGUUCCAAAAACCCAAAAAAACGUGAUUGUAUUGAACGUGUCCCUUGUCGCUUUGCUAUCGGAAUUCCACAUCUUCCCUUUUUCACGUUUUUUUGGAAAAUAUAUGAAUAAAUAACUUUUUUUUGUCGUUGAACGCAGCCUGUUAUUAGUCAAAUUUGAAGCAAAGUAUUUUUUUGCAUAAAUUAUUUUUUUUUUUUAAUUUUUAAUGAUUAAUUUUCAAACUAAAUGAAGUCAAUAACAAAUAUAAGACGCAUUGAGAUGCUGUGAAAUGAUAUGUAGUAUUCUACACUGGUCACUAGGUGUCAGUAAUGUUACUGUAAUGUAAAAAAAAAAAAAUUAAAAAAAAAACAUUCACAUUCAUACCUAUGGACAAUUUUGGUCUCCGCGCUAACCACUCGACCACCGUGCAACCAAUACCAACAACUUGUAAUUUGCUCAUCAAAAUGAAAUUCUAAAGUCAAUUUCUUUCUUUCUUUGAAAGGACUCAACAGGAACAAUAACCCCCCCCCCAAAAAAAAAAACAAAACCUCAACCCUGAAAAACCGAUACCCCGUCAUGAAUAACAUUUACAGCAACACCCAUGAGUCUUAUUUAUGUCUUAAAUGACUUAUUUACUCUUAUUAUGUCUGCUAUAUUGGGUAAUACCAAUGUAAAUGUUAUUAUAGGGGUGCUAUUUCAUGUCUACAGGGCUCUAAAAUUGUCAAAAAUUGUAUUUAGGAGGCCGUAAAAUGGGUUCCUGUGCUCUAAAUAUGAGAAUAUAUAAUAAAUAAAUAGGGAAUCCUACUUUUCAGGUUUUCUAAAAACAAAAAAAAAACACAAAAAAAACGCAUUUAUUAAAAACAAUUUAUUUUUAAAAACUUGGCUUUGGUUCCAAAUAUUUUACUUUUUAUUUUUCUACACAAAAUAAAUAAAAAUAAAUAAAUAAACAAAUCAAGAAUAAAGAAAAUCAAUCAGUAAUAAAUAAAUAUAAUAAUAAUAAUAAUAAAAACUUAAGAAACCACAUAUAGUUGGUGGGUAGACAAAUUAUUUUUUUCACAUUAAAAUGAACAAAGCAUUAUUAGAGCCCUGUAGACAUGACAAAACACGACUAUAGUCACAUUUAUACUUUUUUAUUUACAACAUAUUGCGCAACUGCAGCGUCUUUAGCCACAUGCUAACUCGCAAACUAGACCGCUAGCGACCUAAACGGUAGCCUUCAAGUUAUUUCCUUUCAACUUAAAUAGCCAAAAACUUACCACUUCCACACGGAUAGGGAGGAUAACUAUUAACAGUUAUUUAACCUUUAACAUGAACAUUAAUAAAAACGUAAUAAUUUUUUUCUGGGUACAUGAUACCAUACAGCAUACAUAUCAAACUUGCACGCCUCAAAGUAGUGUCCUGCGGGCCGUAUUUGGCCCGCGGGUCGCGUGUUUGAGACCCCUGAUUUACAACAUAUUGCGUAACUGCAAGGUCCUGAGACACAUGCUAACUCGCAAACUAGCGCGCUAGCGACCUAAACGGUAGCCUUCGAGUUAUUUCCUUUCAACCUAAAUAGCCCAAAAACUUACCACUUCCACACGGAUAGGGAGGAUAACUAUUAACAGUUAUUUAACCUUUAACAUGAACAUUAAUAAAAACGUAAUAAUUUUUUCUGGGUACAUGAUACCAUACAGCAUCCGUAUCAAACAUUAAACUUUCAUAUCAAAGCGGGGGGCCUCAAAUUAGUGUGCUGCGUACCACAUUUGGCCCGCGGGCCGCAUGUUUGAGACCCAAUUUUUACUUUUUUUUUUCAUUUUUUUUUUGAGACAUACAUUUUUUAAUUUUCCAAAGUCAAGCUCAAGUCAAUUAUCUUGUCCCAAAACCCGCAAAAAUAAAAGCUCUGCUUUCACGGCUGACUAAGGAAUUAAUAAAAUAUUCCCAUUUUAGAGCCAUGUGACUUUUUAGGGGGGGUCUAUCUAUGCAGACGUUAGCAACAACGUUUUUUUUUUGCCAAAGUGGGUUUGAAUCGUAGUCACUCGGUCGGGGGAACAUAAUACUUUCUUCUUGCACAUUAGUUUUUUUUUUUCCUCUUAAGGCCCCUUAUUUUGCAAGCUGCUGCAAAUUCACUCGUUUAAUGAAAUCCUGGCUUGCUGGUUUAGUCAGUCUGUGGUGUUCAGUUCUUCUUCCAAUACUUUGCAUUGGCCUAUUGGGGUCAGGGGGGGGGGGGGGGGGUUAGAAAUGAAAUGUGAUAUCACGCUUCAGGUUGCUUGUCACGGGAAUCAUUUGUGAAAGCUUACUAAAAGCCUAACGGCUCCCAGUUUGCCUUGCUACCUACGUACAUAUUCCAUGUAUUUCCAAGCCUUUAAACGUGUCGCUCUUCAACUGGGAGAACGACAAAUUGUCCAAUACUCGGGAAUUGGGUCGAGCCUCGGGUUUGGAAGGCGCUCGUUCAUAUUUGUCAUGACAUGUUUUACAACAACAAUAUUUACCAGGUCGUUAACAUUUGUCCAAUAUUUUCUAUUGCUGUAAAUGAAGCCUUAUUUUUGCUCACAUUAUCAAUCUAAAGCAGGGGUGUCCAAAGUGCAGCCCAGGGGCCAAUUACGUGUCAUUUCAAGAAAACUAUUCUAAAACUAAAUCUGCAUAUAACGAAAACUUUUUAUUAUGAGGACCAAUCAUGUCUUUUUAGGAUCAAAGUUGCAAUUUUUGGAAAAUUAGGUUGCAGAAAAAGUUUGAAUCUUACAAAAAUCAACUCAAAAUAUUUUAGGAAAAAAGCCAUAAAUAAUUAGAGAGGUAUAAAAUUUGAGAAAAACAUCAAAAAUUGCUGUCAUAAUAUUAAGAGAAGAAAAGUCCUAUUCUAACAAGGAAAAAGUUCUACAAUUCUACAAAAAUAAACUUUUUUUUAUAUUUUAAAGAAAAACACUCAUUUUAUUUUUUUCUAAUUUUUCAACAAAAAUAAACUUGCAAUUUUUGUAAAAUUAGAUGGCAGAAAAAAGUUUGAAUGUUACAAAAAUCAACUCAAAAUAUUUUAGGAAUAAUGCCAUAAAUAAUUAGAGUUAAAAAAAUUUGAAAAAACAUCAAAAAUAGGCGGAAAAUUGCUGUCAUAAUAUUAAGAGAAGAAAAGUCAGAUUCUAAAAAUAAAAAAGUUGCAAUUCUACAAAAAUAAACUUGUAAUAUUUGUAAAAUUAGGUUGCGGAAAAAGUUUGAA